AGAAAGUGUUGACGAUUCCGCGUGAUGAUUUAGAGUUACGAAUUUUACAUCAUAAAUUACUUUUUCGGUGACAGCAUAACAGUUCCAUCAUCUAUGACUUUACAUCAUGUAAGUCACCGUGAAUGUUAUUUUGAUUUGUUGAACUAUAUACAUAGAAUCAUUUUCGCGUAAUUUUACGUCAAGUAAAUAUUUUCUUUCUCGUACGAGUUGAAUUUAUACGUUUCGAUUGACGUUCCUACGGACAUAGUUUUAUUUCAUUUUUUACAUAAAAGUGCAAGUGAAUUUGAAACGUAAUUUGGUGGUACCUAUUUUCAAUAUUAUCAAAUGGUGUAAACAUAACAAAAGAUUCCAGAACGUAAUUCAGAGUACCUACCUACAUUCGAGUGGUUACGAUUUCCUGCGUGUGGUGGCAUUCGAGUUUCGAAAAAUGCACCGUUUCAGUAGCAACGUAGUAUUAGUUCUGCUAAUUUACACAAAUUUACCAUUCAUUAGCGGCAAUAAUGACACAAAAGAAUCAAUUCUAGAGAAACCACCGGCCGCUGGAACGUCCAGAUUACCAUCGUCGCUUCAAAAUUUCGUAAUUAAUUCGACGAAUUUGGAAGAAGAGGCGACCAUCGUUGAUAAAAAAAUCAGCCAAAAUGUCAAAGAGGUGCGCGAACCGCCGGAAUUCGAGGAACCGCCGAGAAAAAAACCAUCGAUUCAAAGUACCAAUUCGUCUUUCGAACCUUCUGCAAAAUCUUCGAACGAAAACUACAUUACGAUUGGAAAUCAUAAAUUCAAAUCUAAUGGAAAUUACGAAUCCGGGUUCACGCCUUUUGUACCGAGUCCGCAAUUCAGCGAGGAAACUAUUUCGGCGCCUUUUUACCAAGACGGUGAUGCAGCCUUUAAGACCACCGAUCAUUUUAAAGCGAGUGCUGUGGUCAAACACGAGCAUUUUUAUUCGCCAACUUCGAGCAGCGGUUACGACGGAGCAAUUCGCAAUAAUUACAUUAAUUUACCAUAUUCUAAAUUUCAUCACGAAAAAUUACCCUACGUGACGACUUUCGCUCCUCCGAAAAUCAACCCCAUGCAGCGUCCGAAUUUGUAUUACGAUUAUCAUAAAGAUAAAAAGUAUCCUUACAUUCAUCCGGCUCCGGUCGAAGAAUAUGGAAAAAAUAGCGAUUUCACCAGUCCGGAAUUCCAGCAUAAUAAAUUUCCAGCUGAUUUUCACGGUCAUAAUGAUUUCUUGGCGAACGGUGCGCCAGUCGACGAUGGGUUUUUUCAUCAUUACCCCAAACCAAUAUAUAGCGGAAAACCAUACCACAAAAGUCACGGAUUAUGGCAAAUAUUAGCCACUUUACUUCCAAUCGGGUUAUUCUUAACAGCUCUACAGCCGAAAGUGAUUUUCAUCAAUUCCACCAACCCUCAGGCUCCAAAUGGAGUGAAACCAUUUUUCAGAUUGGCUGAUGACAACUUUCAAAGUACUGAUGCCAACGUAGUUUUGUACAAUUUAGUAGCAAAUGCGGGUUUAACUCCUUCAAACGAUGUAACGUGCAAUAAGAUGAAAAUCUGUCAAGCGGCUGCUGCAGGAUCUGGAUCCAGUGAGCAGAGCAAUUUUGCCGAAUACAGUUUAUGGUAUUUAGUAUCAAGAUCAACAUCUUCAAUAAGAAAGAAAUUACAUCUGGAAGAUGUAUUCGAGGCGGUGCAAACGCGACAAUGUGAACAAUUUUCCUGCUUGGAAGAGACUACUACCACACAAAAAAAUCAAACGUAACCGGCUAAAAUAUGUUAACAGUUCAGAUCAUUCAAUAUAGUUGUUCCCCAUAAACCUCAACGAUUAAGAAGAAAUGAAAGUCACCAUAAGAACAUUAGUAAAUAUUUACUUUCUCUUCGUACAACUGAAGAAGAAGAAAAAAAAACAAAUCGCAUUAUUAAAAAAUUCUUCAUAAUGUUGAAUAUGGUUUUUAAUAAUUAUUCGACUAAGAUAUAUAGGUACGAUAAUUUUUCAUUCAAUUGGAGCAUAGCUUUGAAAACCACUCGUCUUUGUUUUUUUUUUGGCCAUCCUGUAAGUUUUUUUUCCCUUCACAAAACAUGUACGGAUAGACCAUACCACCAGUAUAUAGGUAUAGAUGUAGGUAAUAGGUCUAGGUACUUAACAGUAUGCACCAUAAUUACCAAUGCAUAUAGGUAAGUACUGCUCUAAGUACUUGUUUAGCUUUUUGAAUGAAAUUUUGAACUGAAUAAAGUAGAAAUAGCUACUUCAGUUAUUUAUGAA
This is a messenger RNA of Planococcus citri (citrus mealybug), 2254 nucleotides long. RefSeq lists its product as uncharacterized. The transcript is spliced from 4 exons. Lineage: Eukaryota; Metazoa; Arthropoda; Insecta; Hemiptera; Pseudococcidae. Bases 428 to 1753 code for a protein of 441 amino acids. The record is from RefSeq and is a predicted model, not a curated record.